AUGAUUGAAGGCAGCAAGCGACUUAUUAUCGGAGGGGAAGUCUUCGCCGCUGAUGAGAUCGUCGCCACGGAACCUCCUAAAGUCUCCAUCGGUGGCCACAACGACUAUGUUCUCUUUUUCGUCGACGAAGGCAUAGCUUCUGGGAUCCUGGGGGAGAAGAAUUUUGCACAAGCAAAGGGCCAGAACGAGGACUUGGUCGACCAUAUUCCUCAAGUCAUGGUGGAGAUGCAAGCUUGUGCAAAACGUUUGAAGUCACGGCACAUCCGCGGUACAAUAACCAACGGCAGAGCUUGGAUUUUCUUGUUGCUAGAGCUGAACGACAACUUCGUUGGCGGACGAUAUUGGGCAUCUCAGCGGUACGAGAUCAAGACGAAUUACACCGAUUACGACACACAGACUUUGUCAUUGAGCAUAGCGUAG
Molecule: messenger RNA, 420 nt
Organism: Fomitopsis serialis
Lineage: Eukaryota; Fungi; Basidiomycota; Agaricomycetes; Polyporales; Fomitopsidaceae
Exons: 4
Coding region: 1-420 (139 amino acids)
Source: RefSeq, a predicted model, not a curated record